Diachasma alloeum is the source of this 5354-nucleotide messenger RNA. It is a transcript of the gene msi, whose product is annotated as RNA-binding protein Musashi homolog 2. Gene Ontology annotation, cellular component: cytoplasm. The coding region runs from base 728 to 1852 and encodes 374 amino acids. The transcript has 4 exons. Lineage: Eukaryota; Metazoa; Arthropoda; Insecta; Hymenoptera; Braconidae. The record is from RefSeq and is a predicted model, not a curated record. Gene Ontology annotation, molecular function: RNA binding.
GCGACGCCAACAAGACACGAUAUCAUCCCUCUCGGUCCCAGUUUCAUAAACCACCACCAGGAGUCAUUUGUUUUCUUACCGAAACAACGGGAUAAUCAAUUAAUCAAUUAAAGUUGUAAAUUAAACAGUCAAAUAUUGCAUCAACGGGUCAAUUAAAUUCUCUUCAAAAUUAUCUGUGCUAGAAAGUAAAGCGUCAAGCUCAAAUUUAGUUUGUUAUUGCACCAACAGAAGUGCUUGUUGAAUAUAAAAAAUAAUAAACUCGAGGAAAAACUAUAUAUUUUAAAAUUAUAAAUAAGACAUGUUUGACGUGUUUGGAGUUUGUUUUCUUAGUUUUGAAAGCACCACGGAAAACUUUUCGUGACCACCUGUGAAGCGAGCCUCACGUGAUAUUGGAAUUCUUCGGGGUAUACAUAAAAUAUUUUAUGUGAAUGAGAGAAGCUGAGGGAAGAAAUAAACGACAGAACAGAAUAGAAUAGAAGUAGGGCCUGCGUUGACGGAGUGGUAUAUGCACAAAUCCAUAUUCUAAUAUUUAGGCCCGAAUAUUGUGGCUUCGUCCGAGGCUGUACAGUGAUAGUGAAGUGAAGAAUAAAGGGAGGAAAAGUUCUUCUCGUGGAGAGCCAUCCAGAACGGUAACAAGUUCUUUCGGCAACUGUGAAUAUCCUACAGUGUGGGAAUCCUGGCGAAAACCGGAAGUGAAGCAGCGAACAAAAUUGCUCCGCGACCACCAAUGGCGGCCGCGGGCUUUCCGCCCAACUUUACCAACGUCGGCGUAAUAGAGAACUGCGCUGGCAUGGAGGCAGCGAAUGGUGCACUGGACCACGAUUUUCACAAUGCCCUAGUGCCAAUAAACGGUAGCCAUUCAGGUAGCUCCGGCAGGAGUACACCAAACAGUGGUGAUCCAGCACCGGGCAAAUUAUUUGUCGGUGGAUUGUCGUGGCAGACGAGUAGUGAAAAAUUGAGGGAAUAUUUUGGAAUGUUUGGAACUGUGACGGAUGUAUUAAUAAUGAAGGAUCCAGUCACGCAGCGGAGUCGAGGUUUCGGUUUCAUCACAUUCGCUGAGCCUGGCAGUGUCGACAAAGUCCUGAAAUGUCCGAUUCAUACACUCGACGGAAAGAAGAUCGAUCCGAAACACGCGACACCAAAGAACCGCGCUAAACAGGCAAAUCGAACGAAGAAAAUAUUUGUGGGUGGUGUGAGCCAAGACACGAGUAGCGACGAGGUGAAGGCUUACUUCAAUCAAUUUGGCAAAGUUGAGGAGACGGUUAUGCUGAUGGAUCAGCAAACAAAGCGACAUCGUGGCUUUGGAUUUGUGACGUUUGAGAAUGAGGAUGUUGUCGAUCGUGUCUGUGAAAUUCAUUUUCACACGAUUAAGAAUAAGAAAGUUGAGUGCAAAAAGGCUCAGCCAAAAGAGGCAGUUCAACAGAGUGCCCUUGCACUUGGCAAACGUGUUGUAUUGGGAGCACUGGGUGUUCGUCUAGCGCCUCAGCCACAGUUGCAAGUUGCCACAGCAUCGCAAUUCGUUGCUGCGCAGGCCCAAGCGCAGGUCCAGGCCGCAGCAGCCGCAGCCGCUGCUGCACAGGUGCAAAAUGCUGUUGCGGGCUAUGGGAAAUUAUUUGCAAGCAGCUAUCCAGCACUGUCGGCAUACAGAUAUGCGCCAUAUCCAAUUCCUACGGCUGUUGCAGCAGCACCGCCAACAGCGCCAGCACCACCUACUACAGCCACAGCGGCUCAACCGCAAGGAGGUGCACCACCGGGCAAUCCCUAUCAGGGAUAUUCACUGACAAAUGUCGAUAUGUCGAGUUUCCAGGGUGUUGACUGGGGCUCCAUGUACGGUAUGGGAAUGUACGUUUAAAUUUUCAUUAAAAUGUGGAUAAUUAAUGGAAGUCAGUGCCACCUGCAUCUUUCUUCGAGAGCUUCGGAUAAUGCAAACAGUUGGAGCAGUGGGUAGACAGUGUCAAUUGUCAGAGAGAUUACCCCGGGAAUAAUGGAAGAGGAUAAACAUGUUAAAUUCAAUCUUGGAAGGUGUCAAGCCAGAUGAAUGCAAGUCUGAUUUUUUUUCACUCUUUUUUUUUAUUAUUUAAAUUAUUCUCUUCGUACCGUCCUCAACACUCUUUUCAUUUAUUAAAUGUAUGUUCAAUCGAUCUCUCUUCAUCUGCGCUCCGUUCUUUCGGCUUCUCCGGCCAUUAACAAUAUUUUUUUUUUUUUCAUUUUUUAUCUUUAUUUUUCUUUCGUUUUAUCAGUCCGCGCCAAUUGCGCAGCGGUGCAUUGUUGGUGAGGAAAAUGAUUGUUUUUUUUUUUAUUUUGAAUAAUCCAAUUUCGUUGAUAUUGUUCGAGCACUGUAAUGCCCCGAAAUAUCAAUCCGAAAUGUGUUCUUGAGUAAGUUGGGCAGAUAUUAACGCAAUACUCCUUUAUUUAAACAAUAAUCUUUUCCCACUCGAUGCUUCCCCCGAUUAGACUUCAAUGGUUUUCGUAAUAAUCGGAUAAUAAUAAAUUGACUUCUUGUUAAUUAAUUUAAUGAGAAUGAGAAUAACAAAGAAGAUCGACGGGCUGUCAAUACUUACUGAUAAGAAGUAAUAUGCAUAUUAAAAAUAUAUUUUUUUUUCGAGUAAUGGAAGACAAUAUUUCUCUGCUCUCCAUGGCGUAUGAAAGAAUAGCCAUCGUUUACAAAAUAAAAUGAUAAAAAUCGAUUGAAUAAUUAGUGUAAGAACAAUAUUACUAGAACAGGAAGGUAAAAAAAGGUAAUGGAAAAUGAAAAUAAUGAAAAACUAGAAGUUGAAAAAUAAUCUCGCGUACGUGAAAAUUGCACCAGGACGUAUUAUAUUGAUUGGCGUGUGCCGGGUCGCGCGUUAAUUCUAUUUCAUAGUUAUUCAAUCAUUAAGGAUACUCAAUAGUAACUUAAGUGGCGCGAAAGCGAUCCAAGAAAACAGGAUAAUUAUUCUAAUGAUUAAAUCCACAUUGAGAUUAGCUCAAGAGAGAGAGAGAGAGAGAUUAGAUAUGUGAAUAAGUUAAUACGUGUGAUUUUUUCACACUCAUAAUGAUUAAAUCUUUUUCUAAAAUUUUGGACUGAAAUGUGUUCUCAGUUGAGAGCCCAAAUAAUAAUGAGAUAAGAAAGGGGAAGAGUUUUAUGAGUGAGAAAAAUGAGACAAGUCGAAUUUGAGAUAUGUCGAGCAAUAAGUGAAUUACUCAACUAAUUACAUGGGAAAUAAUGAUGAAGCAGCAUACAAUACUAGUAGCGUAUACAUACAUUUGUAUAUGUCUCCAUAAGUUAAUUAUCAUGAUAAUUUAAUGGACUAACGCGUUAAGAGACGCAAAAAAUGCGGCUCGUCAUUUCCGUUGUUCAAAGGGAGAAAGGAAAAAAAAAAUGAAGAAAUAAUAAGUAAUAUCUCUAAAAGUACGAAAUUUCACGAAAUAUUGGGAGGAGAAAUAACAUGCGAGUGAUAUUCAAUAUAAAAUUUCGUCAUAAGUUAAGAGUAAAAACAAAUAUUGUUACUCGCGACACCCCACGAGUAUUAUUAAUUUAUAUUUAACACAUAUUCUUGAAUAUUGUCAUUAAAAAAUGAUACGUACUUAUGGUCUUUGCUUAAGAGCAAGACUGACAUGAGAGUGAGAAAAACAAAAAACAAAAAAAAAGUAAUAUACAGGAGGUAAUAAGCGUGAGUGUGUGAGUCGCGUGUACGAGUGCUUAGUUGAGAAAGAAACAAAAAUUCCAAUUUUCGAUGGUAGAAGGUGCAUUGACCAUUGGACAUGACGAGCAUGUAGGUUAACGAUAAUGUCUUAUUUUUCAUUUUCAACGGCCAUUGGUAGACAUUUGCAUUAUCAAUUUUUUUUUCAUGAUCUAUAGAUUCCCGUUGAACUCCUGUUGAUGGAAAAGCAAAGAAAAAUAAUACAUAACAAUACCUCUCCAUUCAUAAGAUUCUUUCUACAAUCGGAAUAAUAUUGACUAGCGAAUGUUAACAGUAAUGCGUAGUUUAGUUUUUUGAACGCUAACCACCCACUAGUUUUUGAGAGUAUGAAUUAUCAUGUGAUACAUGAUUUAUUUAUGUAUAAUGUUUACAUUAGAUGAAGCAUGCUGGUUGAUGAUUCUCCUGAAAAUAAUUAGUCUUCUUUUUCUAUUCACUCUAUUAUUUCUCACCAUUCUUGAAGUUACAAGUUCCGUCGUUCGUCCGUGUUUACAAUAGUCACUCGAGUCGUUUGAAAUUUGUCGGUGUGAUUGAAUAUUGAAUCGGAAUUGUCGAUAAUUCUUAUUAACCUGUAACCUCACGAAUUUGCCAUCACUCAACAAAAGAAUUGAAAGAAAAAAAUACAACGGCGAUUACUGUAGUGGUCUGCAACAUGUGAAUUCAUAAUAACCAGUGACCGUAUUUUGCAAUAGAAAAUCAACAACUAUCAUUAAUUAUGAUUAUGCAUCAAGCCUUGUUAUUGUUAGUAGUAUUGUCAUAAUGCCAUUAUUACCACGAUUAUCAAAUCAAACAGAACUCUACACGUACGCCAAAACAUCACUCUGUUAUCAAAAUGUGAGGCUCACACCGGCAAAAGAAUUAAGGAAGUAUUAACAAAGAUACUAAUAUUUAGCUCUCAUUAAAAAUUCAUAAAGUGUCACGCCCAAAUUUCGCCUGCAGAACGAACGGCUAAGUUUAAAGAUAUGAUAAGCAGGAAGGGGGGGAAAAAAAUGACAUCUGAUCGUUCUGCACGUGAAAGCAGAACGAGGCAAGCAUUUGUGUACAGAAGAGAACACACGUCCUCGAGGGGUUGUGAGUAUGAGGGUGUAUUUGGUGGGUGGGUUGGUUUUAGUUGGUCUGUGAUCCUCCUCUAAAUUUUCUAUCCUACUCUGUCGUCUACCGAUCGAUCGUUCCAACGGGUGUCUCCUGCAAGCAUUGCAAGGGGGACUAGCUAGGCAUCAUCCCUCGAUUGGUGCGCGCGUCGGUUUACUUCGGGACACCCCCGAAGGAUCGAAGGCUAAACUUCUCCGCAUUCUUCGUGCUUCCAUAGUACAUCUACAAACUCAUAUCCAUUCACGUAUACGCAUACGUGUAAUCCCCGAGUAUUCUCUUAAUUUAAUUAAGCUCAAAUCACAUUUUCCAUCUUUAUUAGCCGAAAUUUGAUAGAAGAUAAACACAGGGGAAUAUCCACAGCCCCUCGAGGACGUACUGAGUCUCAAUCCCAUCGCAAUGAGAGGAACAUGGACUAUGAUUGACAUAACGUGAAGUAAACAUACACAUGAAAACUCUCAAACCAUAUACAUAACACAGUAAUACAUGAGAAUUAAGAGAAAAGUUGAUGAAAAAAAAAAUCUUAGAUUAGAUAAAUGCCUAGUGAAAUUGCCAAUAAAGUAGUCGUUUACAACUGGUAGCUAA